Molecule: messenger RNA, 974 nt
Organism: Rhopilema esculentum
Lineage: Eukaryota; Metazoa; Cnidaria; Scyphozoa; Rhizostomeae; Rhizostomatidae
Product: cilia- and flagella-associated protein 107
Biological process (GO): flagellated sperm motility
Cellular component (GO): axonemal microtubule
Source: RefSeq, a predicted model, not a curated record
AUUUAUUUAUCGUUUCUAAAGAAACUCGAGAAAGAUCAGAAACAUUUUGUAAGACGGCAAAAAUCAAAAACCUGCUAAGGGGAUUGACAAAAAUGGAGAUUAGUAAAUGGCAUUUACCCGGCUGGCGUAUAGAACAGCGGUACAAUAACAGAGUGCUUAUCGGAAAUUGGAACGAGGAGAGGCGAGAGUUCAGGCGAGGGAAUUGGAAGUCCAACAGUACACACCGAACUGACUUCACCAACUAUCGGCAUUUCGUCCCUGAUAACAAAAAUCGACAAUAUGCAAUUUUGAAAAACGAGGGUCUCGAUAAAAAAUUAUUAUUCUCACACAGUGGAGCAUACAAGAAUUACUCCAGCAAUAUGAUAUCGUGGUAUGACCAGCAAUUCAAUGGUCGAGAACAAAGAGAAUCCAGUUUGCCUAUGUUGCGAGCAUGGGAUGGAAGGACUCUUGCAUGGGCUCCUGAGCGGUCUGACCAUCCUUUACAAGGUACACCAACAAACUUUGGACUUCUUGCAAAAAAACAAGCUAGAUUGGUGGAAAACAGCAAUUCUGUACCAGAAUAUCAAACAACAUACGAAGGAUCUUACAAAAGCCUCCCUGGUGACAGUUUUGUAAAGCACCAUUUUUCAACACCCAGACAUCUUUCAAGCCACUUUAGUCCACACAUCAAAAUUAAUAAAGACUUGCAUCUACGGAGUGCAACAAUAUGCACUGCACAAGAACACCCACCUAAUACACUAUUGCUACCAGCUUAGCUCAUAUGUGUCUCUUAUUGUAUGUAAAUCAUUGAAUUUUUCUACUUAUCCUAAACAAUUAGGUUUGGAUUGUAUAACCAUUGGCUAAUUAUAUUACUGUAUUUUUUAUUUAAAUGUGUUGUUUUAAUAUUUUACCAAUUCAACUGUAUACUUAGUUUAAUCAAUUUGGUUUUAUCAAUAUGAAAGAAUGCAAAAUACAAGUUAUCUUGUUUUUUUCAG